AACGAUGGCUCCAUUUCUCUGCAUGUGGAUUGCAGCUUUCUUCGGGGUGAGCCAGGGCUGCCCAGAGCCCUGCACUUGUGUAGAAAAAAAGUUUGGCCGCCAACUCGCAGAGUGUGCUUACCGAGACCUGCAGGAGGUGCCCGCGGGGCUGCCCUCCAACGUGACCACCCUCACCCUGUCGGCCAACAGGCUCCACGCCCUGCAGCAGCGCUCCUUCCUGGAGGUCACCCAGGUGCAGUCGCUCUGGCUGGCGCACAACCAGAUCAGCGCCAUCGAGGCGGGCACCUUUGCUGGGCUACUGCAUUUGAAAAACAUAGACCUGAGCCACAACCAGCUGGCGGACUUCCCCUGGCGGGACCUGCACAACCUCAGCGCCCUGCAGCUGCUGAAGAUGAACAACAACCAGCUGGCGAGCCCCCCGCCCGAGCUCGGCUGGCGGGUGCAGACCGCCAGCCAAGGGACAGAGGUAAAUGGGCCCAGUGUGGAAAGACCCAGGCAGGACCGAGCUGCUGGGGGCUCCAAGCAAAGUGCAGGGAGCUUCGUGAUCUUCAAGAACGGCACCCUGCUGAUUCCCAACUUCAGCAAGCGCGAGGAAGGGACCUACACCUGCCUGGCUGCCAAUGAGGUGGGUGCUGACGAGGUCUCCGCCAGCGUGGCGCUGGCCAGUUCAGAGAGCCUGCUGGAAGAUCUGCUCAGAAACAAGCUCGCAGGUGCAGCCAGCAAGCCUGGAAAGCCAAUUCCUCCCAGGCUGCAGAAAAGCUCGUGAUCAUUUACCGUGUUCCUGCAGGGAUGGGGCGCAGUGGGGGAGGUGCUGUGCUGGAGCCAUGGCGCUGGACUUGCCUGCUCUGGUUGGUCAUUGUCCUCCCUUGGUAGGGGAAAUGCCACCUUUGUAUUUCUGCAUCAUUUAUAUCAACAUAGCACACGCACGCACCGAGCUGCUGGGAGCUGUCUGAGGCGCUGAGAUGCCAGACCCAGGUCUGACUUUCAAACCUCCCUUCACCCCGGAGUUUGGGGGCCUUCGCUACCAAGUGCUUAGUUCAGCUCAUGCUAUUAAAGCAGCCUGCUGGAAAACCUGAUUCCGGAUCCCAGCCCCACCUGCGAGUCUAAGGUGCCGAGAUCAGCAGGCCAAGGGUGAGGGCAAAUCAGGAUUAAAGCCAUCACAGGGCAAUAACCCAGGCCUGGCAUGUCCCAUCUUUCAACUAAACAGGUCCCCUGUUUGUACUAGCCGCCCAGCAUACACUGAUGAGUGAGCCCUGGCACAGAUCCAC
Messenger RNA from Pelodiscus sinensis (Chinese soft-shelled turtle), 1268 nucleotides. The record is from RefSeq and is a predicted model, not a curated record. Lineage: Eukaryota; Metazoa; Chordata; Testudines; Trionychidae.